Pocillopora damicornis (cauliflower coral) is the source of this 1848-nucleotide messenger RNA. RefSeq names its product histamine H2 receptor. Gene Ontology annotation, biological process: G protein-coupled receptor signaling pathway. The record is from RefSeq and is a predicted model, not a curated record. Gene Ontology annotation, molecular function: G protein-coupled receptor activity. Gene Ontology annotation, cellular component: membrane. Lineage: Eukaryota; Metazoa; Cnidaria; Anthozoa; Scleractinia; Pocilloporidae.
GAAAUCAACGAGCUUCAGUAGCUUUUCAGUUUCGGAAGGAAACAUCGAGUCUGAUCUAGUUGAAGCCCUCACUACAUUUGAGCGUUUAUUGAAGGGAGACGAAGUCGCGUCGCAGAUCUCAGAAGUUUUACUGAUCGCUGUAGUAAGGAGAAUCAUGUUUACGUGACUUUAUCUCAACACAAAGCUCUAAACAUGGACGUGGAGGAAACCAUUGCUACCAACAACUCCAUCUUACCUCGAACUGAGUACGAUGAUAAUUUCCUCGUAGAUUUCACAGUCGUGGAAACUGCUUUUGCUGCUUCCGCUUUGCUCGUCAUCAUGAUAGCGUGUUUAACAGGAAACCUUGUCAUUUGCUACGUGGUUUUCCGCAGUAGACGAAUGUGGACAGAAAUGAACAUGUUCAUGGUGAAUCUCGCCAUUGGUGAUAUCGCUAUGACUUUUUUGUCUAUGCUAUCUCCUCUCGAAACUGCUUUAAUCAGGAAGUGGGCAUUUGGCACGGGGCCUGUGUGUCAGUUAAACGCCUUCUGUACCUCUGUCUUAAUUUGCAACACAAUAUUUACGCACACUGCAAUAUCAAUUGACAGGUUUUUUGCCGUGGUAAAGCCAAUGGAAAAAAUUAUGACUAAGAGAAAAGCGUUUUUUAGCAUAGCUGGUGUGUGGAUGUUAUCAGUGGCUAUUACUAUUGGACCUAUGGUCGGCUGGGGUCGAAAUGUUUACAACGCCUCAACAUUACAAUGCGGUUUUAAAUUUCCUGAAAAUGAAUUUGAGAAAUUUUACAUCUUAUGUCUGGCUGUAAUCGCGUUUUUACUACCCUUAAUUAUCAUGAGCUAUGCAUACAUACGAAUUUAUAUCGUUGUACGGAAUCAUACAAGGCGAUUGUCAACUUCUACAAUCGGUAAUUCUCAAUACUCUUUAAUACAAAAUCAAGACAGAAUUGUCUUAACGUUUUUCCUCGCUUUAAUUGUAUUCAUCAUUUGCUGGACACCAUUCUUUGUAUUCAUUGCAGUUGCUGCUUCAGUUUCUUCCCGGGAAAAAAUACCACGUGGCUUAGGAAUUGCAGCUUACUGGUGUGGCUUCAUGAACUCUGCCAUAAAUCCUUAUUUGAUCGGCUUGAGGAGUGAGAAAUUUUAUGAUGCAUUUGUAGCUGUAUUUUGUUGCAGAUUUCAUUCCUGUAAAUGUAAUUCAAAUGAAAGAAAAAACGAAAGCACCAAUCCAAACGAUCAAAUGCUUUGCACAGAUGGGAAAAGAGAGUCGCCAUUAGAACAAACAUCACAAAUGGCACAUGUAGGAGAUGACUAUGCCAAUUCAUUUUUGAACAUGGCUGCUGUUCCUGAUACAAACGCAACUCAAGAAACGUCUGCUAAAAUAACAAACGACGAGAAGACAAGACAUCAAAGACGACAAGGGAGAGAUGAAACCCCAGGGGUUAUAUAUCCUUGUUAUAUCCAUAUGGUCGAUGGAAAACUCUGGAAUGAGGCCAUUGUUUAAUAACCGUAUUACUGAUAUUGUUCACGACGGGCCUUACUUCAAGUUUGACGGAUAAAUGCUGAGAGUUCAGAUUAUACGAACAAAAUAUGUCACACUAUGUCUACAGUCAUAGGGGAAAAGCAAAUUCUAACGUAGGUCAGAGCCAAAAGUCCAAUGAAAACUUUGAGUCUUUUUGCUGCUAAAACAUAUUUUACCAACUAGAGCCCAAGUGCCACGCUUCACAAGAUAAAUUUUUUCCGUUCUUCGUCUAGGUCGUACUCAAUUAAUUUUUCUACGAAAUUUAAUAACAAAGCUACUACUAAAUCUAAUAUAAUUCUUGCAACACGCUGCUUUGAUUAAAAUGCUAAAGGUACCAUCAAA